Oreochromis aureus is the source of this 3795-nucleotide messenger RNA. RefSeq names its product scavenger receptor cysteine-rich type 1 protein M160. The record is from RefSeq and is a predicted model, not a curated record. NCBI's taxonomy places the organism in Eukaryota, Metazoa, Chordata, Actinopteri, Cichliformes, Cichlidae. The transcript is spliced from 17 exons. Gene Ontology annotation, cellular component: membrane. The coding region runs from base 1 to 3432 and encodes 1143 amino acids.
AUGAUGUGGUUCCUGCUCCUGCUUCUCCAACUUGCUCACAUUGAGCUGGUGAUCUCACAAGCUGAGGACAAACUGAUUCUAAAAAAUGGAAACAAAGGAGGCUACCCAUGUGAAGGCUACCUUGAAGUCUACCAUAACAACAUAUGGGGCUAUGUUGGUGAUACACACUGGGACAAGAACACUGAAAAAGUGGUUUGUAAGAGCACUCACUGUGGGGAACCUGUGGAGGGCUCAGUAACAGAUAUUCUUAAGCCUUCAGAAGACAGACCGAUCUGGCUCAAUGAACUGAAGUGUGAAGGAGACGAGAGCGCUCUGUGGGAAUGUAAACAUCCUGGUUGGAAAUCCAACUAUUACUCAAAGCUCACAGUGAAAAAAAUUAUAUGUUCAAGUAAUAUCACAUUAAGCCUGGAUGGACCCAAAUGUGCUGGAGCGGUCCAGUACUCCAUUGAUGGCAAAUCGGGUUACUUUUGUAAAGACAGAUUGGAAAAAAAAGAAGCCAAUCUUCUGUGUAAAAAUCUCGGGUGUGGUGAAUUCAAAGAAAUUCUUCCCCUAAAAUGGAUCGAUAGUGAAAGAUACAGAAGCUCAUCAAAGAUGAAGCUCGAUUGUUCAGCCUUUAAAAAUGCAGACCCAGAUAAUCUGUGGCAGUGUGUGAAUGGCAAACAGGACAAUUCAGCAUCAUGCAAACCUGUUUCUAUCAUAUGUGAAGGUUUUAUGAGACUGCAGCUCAAAGGAAACCAGUCAAAUGUGUGUUCUGGCCAGCUGGAAAAAGAAGAAAAUAACAACUGGGUACCUGUUCAACAGGACAACUUUACUUUUGAUGUGUGCCAGCAAAUGCACUGUGGUAACUCUCUCAGCCCAAACAACAGCACAAACAAAAACCUUGAUGUGACAUGCACAGAUGAAGUUAAAGUAGUUCUGCACUCUGGUAAAGACAGCAAGUGCUAUGGUACAGUUAAUAUUGAAGUGAAUGGUUCAGUUAAUCCUGUGUGUGCCUCCACCUGGACUAAAAAGGAAGCUGAAUUAGUCUGCAAGGAGCUUGGAUGCGGGAAACUGAUUUAUACUAAAGUCGAACGUCGAAAUUCAAGAGGGAUAAUGGACCAUGUGAGCUGCAAAGGCAGCGAGUCCUCACUGUGGCACUGUCCUGCUAAGCAUGACAAGAACAUCCAGUGUUCAAACCAACCUUAUGUGGUGUGUUCAGGCAGUGUGGAGGUGAAACUGGCAGAUGGUCCUGGAAGAUGUGCUGGAAGAUUGGAGAUAAAGCAUGAGGGCCAGUGGAGGAAAGUUCCUGCAAACAGAUGGACAGAGGAUCAGUCAGCAGCUGUCUGCAAACAACUGCAAUGUGGGGAAAAAGGCAAAACUGAAAAAUUCAGUCAGGGUUCUGGUAGCUUCCUGUCAAUAACGUGUCCAACAAAUAAGAAGAUAUCAAACAUAUCUGAGUGCUUAACAGAAAACUCAGACAACCAAUUUUCAAAUCGAGAAGUGGAAGCAGUUGGAAUCACCUGUGAGGGUCACAAGAUGGUGUUUUUGAGUGGAACCUGUUCUGGUCAUGUGGGGAUAGAGCAUGGCAGAGAAAUCUACUGGCUCUCUGGGUCUAAAGAGACAUGGAACCAAGAGUCUGCAGACACAGUGUGUCAGCAGAUGCAUUGUGGGAACGCUGCCAGCUUUUCUUUCAAUUCUACGGCUGAUAUGAUUAAUAAAGUUUGGAAAGACUCUUUUAGCUGCUCAUCCAGAGAAAAGUCUCUUUCUGAGUGUAGCCAAACUACACCUCUGCCUCCUGACCACCAAACUUCUACUGCCUAUGUGAAAUGUUCAGGAAAUAUUGAGAUGAGGUUGACGAACAGCUGCUGGGGAAAAGUCAGAAUUCGUGUAGAAGGCAAGGAAGGAGAUAUGUGUGCAGACACCUGGACAGAAGACAAGUCUGUGAAGCUGUGUGAAAAGCUGAACUGUGGGACGCCCAUAAAAGCCCACAACAGUCCCAAAGAUGGUGAUAUCCUCUUCAAGAGUUUACACCCGACAAGUCAGACUACUGACCUGACACAGAGCAUCUUUGUCAAAAACCAGGACAAUGAUAACUCCUGUAAACAAAAACCAGCCUAUGUUGUUUGCUCAGGUAGUGUCAAGCCCAGAUUUAGCAUUCCCAGUUACAAAUGUUUUGGAAACGUAGAGGUGGAGUAUGAGGGGAAGUGGAUCCCUGUGUGCGAGGAUGCUCUCAAAGACACUAACAAUCGAAACACCAUCUGUCAGGAGCUUAAAUGUGGUGAUGCUGUCGAGACUCUUCCCUACUUUGGACCUGCACCAACAGAUAAAUUAGCCAUUUUAAACCUAAACUGCAUUGCAAAUGCUAACAGUCCAUUAUCUGCAUGCAGCAGUAUUACUGCUUCUACAGCUGCCUGCAAACAUGGUGGCCUCCGAUGCUCUGAAUGGAGGACGAUGGUACCUGACAAAAAGGCCUGUAGUGGAACAGUGUUGGUUCACUGGAGACAGGGACCCAGUGCUGUUUCCACGGAAAGCUUCAAUGAAACUGAGAAGGAAAAGCUUUGCCAGGAUAUGGACUGUGGUGGACACCAAUCAACAAAUGAAAACCACCCCCAAACAAUUGAAAUAGAUUCUUUUUGGAACAAAAGCUUCAGCUGUGGUAAAAAUCCAGGAAGCAUUUGGGAGUGUGAAAAUAAAACCAGUCCCUCAAGGAAGGAGCCAGUCUUUAUUGAAUGCCAAAAGGAGCCCAAUGUCAGCCUUUCACAGAACUGUAGUGGGGAAGUGAGGAUAGAUGGCGUUCCAGUGUGUGCUAGUAACUGGGAUCUAUCCUAUGCACACAAAGUUUGCCAAGAAAAGCUUUGUGGCAAUGCUGUCUUCAUUAAACCCAAAGCUCCAUCAAAGGGUUCAGGUAACAUUUACCAUGUCAGCUGUGAAAAGUACCAUUCCAUCAUUGGCCAGUGCAGGAGGACUAAAGGAAAGUGUGACACAAAUGUGGUGUUCAUUACUUGUAGUGACUAUGAAAAACAUCCCUCUAUAUCCAUAGCACCUAUUAUCAUGGGUGUGAGACUUCUUGUUGUGGUGAUCUUGACUUUUGUAUUUGUACGAUUCUGUGUCAAGAGAGCGAGGAGGUCCAGAGCUUCAUCAAGAAUGCUGCCAGGGAAAGAACUGGAGUUUCAAGGUGGGGAACAUGAAGAUGUCACUGACAAAGAAAAUGAGAUGGAAGACUUCAGUUGUGGUGGUGUCAGAUCAGAGGCUGAAUUAAUCUCAGAGAAGGAUGAUAUUCAAGCAGAUGAGGCUCGACCCCUGACCUUUCCAGGCACUACUGCCAUCAACAUCAACACACAUAAAGAUGGGGUGACCUAUCAAGUGGAAAAUCCAGUGGAGAGUUUUGACGACAUCGAUACAAUCCCUGGAACCACACUGACUACAGCAGAGGUCCAUGUCAGCCACACAUGACUUAAACACAGCAGCCCCAGGAUUGGUGCGAAGGAAUGAGGACUAAAUGAAAAACAAUAUUAAAAUCUUUAAAUGCAAUAUACAUUUAAUGAAAUGGCUGAAGGAAAACUAUAUUUGAUGCAAGAACUUGCUGUAAAAACAAAAACAAUCUCUCUUUUGAUACUGUAUAGCAAAAACUGUUUAAUGCAAAAUGUAUAAGAGUGAUAAGGUAUUACUCUGAGUAAAAUAUGAUCUUUAAAGCAUAAAUAUUCAAUAUCUUGUGGUUGUCGUCUUGAUAUUUUCAAUGUGUCAGUAGAUGGUCGUUGAGACACCAGGGUCUCAGUUGUAGUAGUGCUAAGCUGGUCUGUUUAGUCUUCAUCUUAA